This is a messenger RNA of Perca fluviatilis (European perch), 3726 nucleotides long. RefSeq names its product cadherin 1, type 1, E-cadherin (epithelial) (gene cdh1). Gene Ontology annotation, cellular component: catenin complex; adherens junction; cytoplasm. The record is from RefSeq and is a predicted model, not a curated record. Gene Ontology annotation, biological process: adherens junction organization; cell morphogenesis; calcium-dependent cell-cell adhesion. The transcript has 18 exons. Lineage: Eukaryota; Metazoa; Chordata; Actinopteri; Perciformes; Percidae. Gene Ontology annotation, molecular function: cadherin binding; calcium ion binding. The coding region runs from base 321 to 3056 and encodes 911 amino acids.
UCGCUCUGUUGUAUAUGUGAUAGGCCUACCUAUUUAUGAAUACGAAGUAACAGAAACUGUCUGCUGGUAUCUGUCUCUUUAGGUGUGUUCAGCCUGUAUGACCAUACACGGAACCCGGAACCCGCGCACCUGUAAACUGACGUCAUACGCUGAAAGUACCUGCAGCAACUCGUUCAGCUGAACUCAGUCACUUACUGAAGCUACUUUCUGGAGAGAAGACAAAGAAGCCACGGCCAAUACUCGAAAAGGAAUAUAUUUAUAAUUCACUUUUUUUGGUUUACUUUUAUUGCGAGGAAUAUUGAAAGAGGAUUUACGGACAAAUGGGGACCGCUGGGCUCGCGGUUUUGGGCAUUUUAAUCGUCGUUUUUCAGGCCUCUGCUUUAGUGACAAAUGAGGAGCCAACAUGUGUACCUGGAUUCGAGUCAGAUAUGUUGAUUUUUAAAGUGUCCAGAAAGCACCUGAAGCAGAACACAAGACUGGGAAAAGUGGGCUUCACUGACUGCACAGACCGCACAAGAUUUGUUUUUAGCAGUGAUAACAGCCAUUUCAUGGUACAGACAGAUGGCAUAUUGAAGGUAAAAAGACAGACUGAUAUUCAUGGACACCGGGAAUUCAUUAUCCACGCCUGGGACUCACAAGGUCGCAAAAUGAGUGUUCGUGUCAGAGUUUUGCACCAUGGGCAUCACCAUGAGGGGCAUCACCAUGAGAGCCACCACCAAAAUGUUGAACAUCGCCAUGGUGACCACAAAGGCAACAACCAUCAACACCACCAUACUGAAGUGGAGAAUGCUAAUAACGCAGAGAGUGCAACUGAUCAACCGGUGCCCAUUCUGCAAUUUCCCAAGUCUGUUGAGGGGCUGAGGAGGAGGAAGAGAGAGUGGGUUAUUCCACCACUCAGUGUUGUUGAGAAUGACCGAGGACCCUACCCCCUAAAAGUAUCUCAAAUCCGUUCUAAUGAGGAUAAAACAAAGAAGAUCUUUUACAGCAUCACUGGUCCAGGAGCUGAUCAGCCUCCUGUUGGCCUUUUCACCAUGGACAGAAACACUGGUAAUCUGUAUCUCACACAACCACUGGACAGAGAGAAACAAGACAACUACAUGUUUCAAGCCCAUGCUGUAGCAGAAGGUUCAGGAAAUGCUGAGGUUCCUAUGGAAAUUAUAGUGAAAGUAAUUGACCAGAAUGACAACAGACCUGUCUUUAAUCAAAGCACCUUUGUGGGACAAGUUCCUGAGGCCUCACCAAAAGAUUUUGAGGUGAUUAAGGUUGUGGCCACAGAUCUUGACCAGCCAGAUACUGACAACUCAGAUAUCCGCUACCAUCUGAUGAGCCAGGAACCAAAGUUUCCCAGUGACUUCCUGUUUGUUAUCAACUCAGUCACAGGAGUCAUCAGAGUCAAUGCUGGUGGCCUAGACAGAGAGAAAUACCCUGAAUACACUCUGGUGGUACAAGCAGCAGACAUGAAGGGAGAAGGAUUGACUGGAGAAGCUAAAGUAAUCCUUACUGUCACAGAUAGCAACGACAAUGCUCCUGUCUUCACUGAGCCGUCGUAUACGGCAUCAGUUGAUGAAAAUAAAGUCGACGCUCAGAUCUUAACAAUGUCCGUAACGGAUGGUGACGAACCACAUUCCCCAGCCUGGAACGCCAAGUUCACGAUUGUCCAUGGUGAUCCUGGAGGACUUUUUACCGUGAAAACCGGAAUUAACAAACAAGAAGGAAUCCUUUCUACUGCCAAGGGUCUUGACUUUGAGAAGAGCAGCACACACACUUUGUUGAUUGCAGUGGUGAAUGAGAUUCCUUUUGCUGUUCCACUGCCCACUGCCACCGCCACAGUGGUGGUGACUGUGCAGGACGUCAAUGAAGCUCCAGUCUUUGAUCCAGUAGAGAAGCUUGUGGUAAAACCCGAGGACCUUGCCGUUGACAGUAGUGUGGUGCAGUACACUGCUUCUGACCCAGACACUGCACGCAAACAGAAAGUCAUGUAUAAAAUAAUUAGUGACCCUGCUGGCUGGCUGAACGUGGCCACAGAUACAGGCCUGAUUAAAGUAAAAAGUCUCAUGGACAGAGAGGCUGUCUUCGUCAAGGACAACAAAUACACAGCACUCAUUGGUGCAUAUGACAAUGAUGUAGUCCCAGCUACAGGAACUGGUACUCUAAUAAUCCAGCUCCAAGAUGUCAAUGACAAUGCACCCACCGUUGAGGAACGUGCAAUCAAGGUUUGUAACAAACAAUCAGCUCAACAGCUGCUGACGGUAACAGAUAAAGAUGGACCAGGCUUUGGUGCUCCAUACAGCGUCUCUUUACAGGGCAUGGCAGCAAAGAACUGGACCGCUAGGAUGAACGAAUCCAAAACUGGCAUCAUCCUGAAUUUAGUCACAGAGCUAGACAGUGGAGAGUACACUGUGGUCCUGAGGGUUACAGACAACCAGGGUCUGGGGCAGGACAGCACGGUGCAGGCCACAGUGUGUGACUGCGCUGGGGAAGAAGUGUUAUGCAAAGGACGUGUGGCAGGUGGCACUGAUCUGUCUGUAAUCCUGGGAAUACUUGGAGGCAUCCUGUUGCUGCUCAUGCUGGUGUUGCUGCUGCUGCUAUUUGCAAGACGGAGACGAGGAGAAAAGAAGGAACCUCUACUGCAAGACGACGAUAUCAGAGACAACAUUUAUUACUAUGAUGAAGAGGGAGGUGGGGAAGACGAUCAGGACUUUGAUCUGAGCGUUCUCCACCGUGGUUUGGACAACCGGCCCGAAGUGUUCAGAAACGAUGUAGUGCCGAACUUCAUGCCGGCUCCUCAGUACCGGCCUCGCCCCGCCAACCCAGAGGAAAUUGGCAACUUCAUUGAUGAUAACCUGAAGGCAGCCGACAACGACCCAACAGCACCUCCCUAUGACUCCCUGCUGGUGUUUGAUUAUGAAGGGGGUGGCUCUGAUGCAGGAAGCCUCUCCUCUCUGAACUCAUCGAGCAGCGGAGACCAGGACUACAACUGCCUCAAUGAGUGGGGACCCCGCUUCAAGAAAUUGGCAGACAUGUACGGAGGAGGAGAAGAUGAUGACAUGCUGUAAAUGUACCAAAGAUCAAAUAAUUUGGAUAAGCAGAUGCACAUAUGGCUGAAUGUAUGUUUGAUUGAUUAAAGCAUGGACUGAUAAAGGACUGCAUCCCAGUGAAAGUAUAGUACAACCAGUACACCCAACGAUGGGUUUUAUUCGGUUUGAGGGUAUUGACGGUUUAUUGUUGUCAGUACAGUCCUGUUAGCAAUAACAGACACUGCUCAAAAGCCAAAGGAUGUUAUUUUUUUUUUUUUAAUAAAUGAGUUUCCCAUUUUGAAUGGUUAAGCUGUGUCUGUCUUUUAGAUACCUGUUUAAAUCUAGGCUAAAGACUGUUUUCUCUUUAUUUUCUGUUCAUUGAGUCUUGGAGCCAAAUUAUCUGGCUCAUGGUUGAUUUAUGAAUUUUGUGCAGAUAUUUCAGCCUGUGUUGUAGCUUAGUGGGUGACACUGGAUACAUACACAGAUGCUUGCAGUUGCACUGUAACAUUUGUUAUUUUGGCAACGUAUGGUACUUUACAUUUUUUCUGUUUGUUGUGCGUUUUUGUACUACUACUUCAGUUAACUUGCAUUGUUUUGUAUUUCUGUUUGAGGAAUGAAAUUACAAAUGAUUAAGGGGAAUUCUAGCUAGCCAGCCAACACUACAUCACCCUCUGUCAAUGAGGUAUCAAUAAAUGCUUUUUAAAAUGUA